Messenger RNA from Mesorhabditis spiculigera, 2307 nucleotides. The record is from the annotation of a GenBank genome assembly. NCBI's taxonomy places the organism in Eukaryota, Metazoa, Nematoda, Chromadorea, Rhabditida, Rhabditidae.
AUGACUUCUGAAGCUCCAUCCACCGACCUGACCACGGAACAAUCGACUUCCGAAGGACCAGCGAACUCGACCGAAACGGAAGGCUCGACGACGAAUUAUUCCGAUGCAGGGACAAUCUCAAUAGAAUCUUCUACCCUUGACAGCUCGACGAGAGGCUCGACUCCUGAAUCAACGGUGACGACUGCUGCUUCGACUUCGACGGAUGCUACGACUGACUCGAGCUCACGGACGACGACCAGUUCGACAAGUCUUCCAACGCACACGACUGGAUCCACAAUUACGCAUUACACGACAUCGUCGGCUGGCUCGAGCUCGGGUUCAAACUCCUCAACAGCUGGGCCGAACACGACGGCAGAAUCGAUUACGAAACUGCCCAUCUCGAGCUCGACAGCUGGAACCUCUUCUUCCGGCUCCUCGUCAUCCGGAUCCUCCGCCUCGACCGGGUACCGGCUCAUCAUCGUCUGGAACGUCUUCAACUGGUUCAUCGUCUACUGGAACUACGAGCGGAGGUUCAUCAAGCGGAAGCACUGGCUCAUCGACAGGUUCAACCGGAUCGAUAGGCUCCUCAGCGGGCUCGACUGGCACAUCAACUGGUUCGACAGGGACAACCUCCUCAGGGACUACCACAAGCUCAACCCGAUCGACUUCCACAGCCUUGCCGAAGACCACAACCACAACGACAAGGACCACAGGAACUACGGAAACCACAUCGGACACCUCGACAAGCUCGACCGGAACAACGGAAUGGACGAAACAGGAAUCGGAUGCGACGGCGCUGACGAUCAGUCAGAGCGGAACCACGACCCCUACCCCUGCGCGACGGCUUGCCCGCGGAAUUUCACCCUCUUCAACGAUACGUAUGUAUUUUAUCUGAAUUAUUAUGCCGUUAUCAAAUUUGCCUGCUCGUGCUCCCCUCCUCCUACAACACGUACUCCACAGCCUCGGCCGGCUGUACUGGCUGCACAGGGCUUCUCCGAGCUGUUCUUCGUCAACCCGCGCGGGAACAAGCUGUUCAACACCCAGAUUAUGCUGAUUGCCGGCUACGACAAGAACCAGUUCCUCGUCGACCUCGACGGCAAGCGGCGUUUCUGGCUCGGACCCUCGUUCCGCUUCGUGUGGCCCUGGAUGAUCGGCUUCACCAUCGGCAUCACCGUGGUGUUCAUCGACUGGAAUGCCGUCUAUCGGAACUGCCCGUUCGUCGCCGCCGCCCCGAUGGCCUUCUUCGUCUACUACAUGGCGUUGUCCUACGCCACGCAGUACGACGACAUGCUGGCCAGCAUCAUCUCGUUCGCCGCGUCGAUGGUCUACUCGGCCAUCACCGGCGGCCAGGCCGUCUUUACCCGCAGCCCGACCCGCGCCAAGUUCCGCCCGGACCAGGCGGUCAAGGCGGCGAAGAAGGCGGCAAAGGAGCGGGCCGACCGCGAGCAGGCCGAGUUGGAGGCCAUCGAGGCCUACAACGACGACCUCAAGGCCCGAUUCCCGGACAUCCCGGCGGAGCUGCUCCGCAACGCCCCGCAGCCCGGCCCGAAGGAGCGCAAGCUGUUCUGGCGCCUGAUGGAGCGCUGGACCUUCAAGCAGGUCCACCGCCGCGACCAGAUGAGCGCGCUGUGGGACAAGUUUGUCCGCGAAGUCGUCAACUUCGACAGCGUCGACGUCAAGGAAAUGGAGGACAGGCUGGACCUGGCGCCCUUCACAUCGCUGGUCGCCUGGCUCACCUACGUCCCGCCGAGGCACCAGAGAGUCACCGCCGUGCACCGCGAAGAGCUGGUGCGCGACAACGGGCAGUUCGGCGGCCGCCGAUUCGACCGACCAGAGGAGAUCCUGCUCGACGAGCAGAUCGACAAAUUCUGGGGCGGCGUCGAGGAGUACGAGGAGGAGCGGCAACAGCAGUGGCUCCCGGUCUACGACGAUGACGCUGCCUUCACCCGCUGGCUCGGGACGGAGCACGAGGAGGCCGCCCGAUUUAAGCCAAAGGAGGCUUGCCCGGACCCGGAACUCCCCAACCGCAGCAUCAACCCCCGGAACCGGCCGGUCGACAUCUACUGGCUGAACGACGCCAGGCCGGGAUUUAUCGGCCCGAAGCGCCAGCAAAUGGUCGAGCUGGGGCCAUGGGACGGCUUCGUACGCAAAGCCCUGCACACCCAGAAUGCCGUCGACCUCGAGUGGGAGCCGGUUUGGGCCCAGCACGUGUUCGAGCGGGACAGGGAGGCCAAUGGCCCUCACCCGUACGACUCGUUCGUCCUCGGCCAGGACUGGUUCUGGAACGAGCCGCAAUGUAUGCAAACCGGCAACAUGUACAUGGGAAUU